Messenger RNA from Laetiporus sulphureus 93-53, 1794 nucleotides. Its product is annotated as Xanthine/uracil permease. Gene Ontology annotation, cellular component: fungal-type vacuole; membrane. Gene Ontology annotation, biological process: xanthine transport; transmembrane transport. The record is from RefSeq and is a predicted model, not a curated record. The coding region runs from base 1 to 1794 and encodes 597 amino acids. NCBI's taxonomy places the organism in Eukaryota, Fungi, Basidiomycota, Agaricomycetes, Polyporales, Laetiporaceae. Gene Ontology annotation, molecular function: xanthine transmembrane transporter activity. The transcript has 12 exons.
AUGUCGUCGAGCUCAAUCAUCAAGGAACAGCCCGAGCCGGUGCCCGAACCAGAACCGACUCACACGCGCCGGUCCAUAUCCCAGGUCGUGCACGCGCACACGACACCUCUUUACGAGAAGGUGACAACGAAGCACGGAUGGGUCGGCGAGUACGACUAUGUGUGGCUGUGCACGCCAACGUUGCCGUUUACAAUCCCUGGUCUUGGAGGAAAGGACAAGCAGCGCCGGACGGGCCCGCCAUUCUACGCGCUCGAGAGCGAGCUGCCCAUUUUGCUGGCAAUGACGAGCGGCCUGCAGCAUGCAUUGGCCAUGCUCGCUGGCCUUAUUACUCCUCCAAUCAUCUUUGCGGGCACGUUGAACUUGGAUAGCGAAAUGUCAUCGUAUAUGAUUUCCGCGUCAUUGAUCGGAUGCGGGAUUCUUAGCCUUGUUCAGAUGUCUCGCAUACACCUCUUCAAGAACUUCUACCUUGGAACGGGCCUGCUCUCUGUCGUCGGAACGAGUUUUGCUACGCUAAGCACUGCAGACGCCAUCUUUGACACAAUGUAUAGCAACGGCAAGUGUCCGACGAGUGUUGCUGCAGAUGGAACGGUCACAAAGCUCGCAUGUCCCGAUGCAUAUGGAUAUGUACUUGGAACAUCCCUCAUAUGUUCAUUCCUCGAGAUUUUCAUGUCCUUUAUCCCGCCCCGCACGCUGAAGCGCAUUUUCCCUCCCAUGGUUACAGGCACGGUUAUUCUUAUGAUCGGCGCCAGCCUCGUCGGCUCAUCUGGCAUCCCGGACUGGGGAGGAGGGUCGAAUUGCGAGAGCCGUCCGACCUCGGGAGACUACAUGUAUUGUCCAAGCAACGACGCCCCACGGCCUGCCUUAUGGGGUUCGCCAGAUAUGAUCGGCCUCGGCUUCCUCUCGUUUAUUAGCAUCAUCCUAACCGAGCUCUUUGGCUCGCCCUUCCUCAAGAACAUCUCCAUCAUUGUCGGCCUCGCUGUGGGAUGCAUUGUCGCCGGCGCGGUGGGCUAUAUCGACGGCAGCAGUAUUUCCUCUGCACCAGCGAUUACGUUCUUGUGGGUCCAUACUUUCAAGAUCAGAGUUUAUCCGCCUGCUAUCCUGCCCAUGUUGGCAGUUUACAUUUCCGUGGCGAUGGAGGCGAUUGGAGAUAUCACAGCAUCUGCGGAGGUAUCACGCGUCGCUGUCGAUGGAGAGGAGUUUGACUCGCGGAUACAAGGCGGCGUUCUGAGUGAUGGUGUGGGCGGGUUCAUCUCUGCGCUGUUCACGGUAGCGCCGCUGUCGCUCUUUGCUCAGAAUAAUGGUGUCAUCGCUGUCACGCGUUGUGCGAAUCGUACCGCGGGGAGAUGGUGCUGCUUCUUCCUGAUCCUCUUCGGUGUCUUAGGCAAGAUCUCGGGUGUCUUCCUCUCCAUACCGAAUCCGGUCCUGGGCGGCGUGACGACCUUCUUGUUUUCAAGCGUCGCUGUUUCGGGCCUUCGCGUCCUCGCAUACACCAGAUUCACUCGUCGCGAUCGUUUCGUCCUUGCCGCGUCGCUCUCCUUCGGCAUCGCAGACCUGCUUGUGCCCGACUUCUUCACUUACCUGUUCGACGGUGUCAAGAACCCAAGCAGCGGCCUGGAGGGCUUACUUGACUCGAUUGAGAUCGUGUUGACAACACCCUUCCUUGUGUCGGGUAUCACCGCACUCGUGUUAAACCUUAUCCUGCCAACGGAUGACAUGCAAGUCGACGAUGACGAUGACCAUGCCGAAAUUGUUGAUGUUGAGGUGGAUGGUCAUGAGAUGAAGGGCACUCAUUAG